Molecule: messenger RNA, 2517 nt
Organism: Radiomyces spectabilis
Lineage: Eukaryota; Fungi; Mucoromycota; Mucoromycetes; Mucorales; Radiomycetaceae
Exons: 5
Coding region: 1-2517 (838 amino acids)
Source: RefSeq, a predicted model, not a curated record
AUGCCACCUGUGGAAAUACGAAAUACGUUUGGCAAGGUGAUGGAAGCGAUCCAAGCGAUACCACGCGACGAUCUCGACUUCAGAUUGGAAGUGUUGAAAACCAUCAAGCGCAUUCUCAAAGCAUAUCCGGUGACCCGCGACAUUUUUCGAGCGGUUGGCGGUUACGUUAGCUUGGUCUCCAUGAUUGUUGCUCUGGAGCGCGCAUUUCAACAUCCUGAAGAAUUUACGACCAAUCAUAUAAUGGCCCACGACGAAAUUAUCGAUAAGCUCAUCAGUGUGUUGCAGAUUAUCUUUGCCGUCUUUGCAGAAUCUUUGCGUGCCCAUCCUGUCAACAAAAAGUAUUUUAUUCACGAUGUUGGAUAUCCUACGCUGGAGAAUGCGUUGUUGUUGACCGGUGCCAUGGAAACCACUGGGAUUCCUCAACGAUUAUUCGGCAUACUGUUUGCGUUUAUGCUGGACGAUGAUACCGUGUACGAUCUGUUUCAAAGCGAUACUUCCGCCGACCAGUCACAUUCGAUGGAAUCCCGCAUUGAGCACACACUAGCCGACAUAUCCAUGACGGUGACCAACCCUGAAAUUGCUCCCACCAUUCUUGGACUCCAGGGCACUAUCAACGAUGACGCCGAACUUUCGCAAGCGGUUCUUUACGCUCUACUCAUGCUCGCCAAAAAAAGUCGAAGAAAUCAAGUAAAACUGAACAGCAGUGGUUUGAUAUUGGCGGCACUUUCUCGUGCCUUCCCGCGCGAACCAUCGCGAGAGAAUACCCUCCAACAAGGUGUAGAAAAGGAUCUGUUGACGAAAAUCAUUGGUAAACUUAUGACGAUGGGAAUCAGCUACGAAGAGUUACAAUAUCUCUUCCAAUCAUUUACCGCCAGUAACGCGAUCAUGGCGUUGGACAACCCAGCCAUUGACGGUUUGAUGGAUCUUAUUUUACACGGUGCAUCUCAAAGUCGUUGGCCCAACUUUAUUCAAUUUAACAUGGCGGACGUCGGUCAUUCAUGCCUCGAGGUUCCGUCAUUGCCAUCCUUUCCUCCAUCCUCUUCGGGAUACACUCUCAUGUUGUGGCUUCACAUUGAACGAUUUGAUGCCGAUGCCAAACUUGUUCUCCUCUCGAUCUAUGACAGCAGUAGACUUACAUCCAAAAUUUACCUGGAUCCGUCCUCCAGGAGACUGCAUAUCGACGUUCCCGGUUCAAAGCAAACAGUGAAAUUCGAAUCAUUUGAAUUCCGGGAAGGUUGUUGGUAUCACCUUGUACUCGUUCACAGUCGAUCCAGAUUAGGCGCAAGUCUGAGCGCAUGUAACCAGCUGGUGUGGGAUCUUGGCCCUUGUUACCUCCUCUUGGAUACCUUGGAAGCCGACGCUGUUAAUUUUUACUUUAAUCUUGGCGUGCGAUACAAGUCCCUGUUUCAAGAUUCUUUGCGCCAAUUUCAAACAUACGAAGCAUCUACCGCUCUAGUUCUGAAUCUACGUUCGGUCAGCAAAGCGUUUAGUAGACGGGAUAUGUCACACAACACGAUCGCCAACGCCAUGCGUGGAGGAGCCAACGUGUCAAUGCCAGAAAACCAAAUCGCCUUUGCUUUCGUCGCUUCCAAUGUCAUUACUGAAUUAUCGCAUAAUGGUAUGACCUCCACGGGUAUGAGCGAUUCUAUGCUGGAGAUGAUCGCAUCCGAAAUGGAGAAAUCCCAGCUGGUAUUAAAUACGGCCAUACCGAAGAUAGCCUCAGCUAUCUAUGCCCAACACGGCAAUGGCUAUUUGUACAAUGAACCCGUCAUCGCUUACCCUUACGGCUUGGAUGAAUCCAUGUGGAAAAUUGGGGGCUGUGCUGUGGCGCUCCGUUUAAUUGAAAGAUCCGAGACAUCGGCUACUCUGUGCAAAUCCACUGCGAUUCUUUUUGAAAUUAUCCGGUAUUCAUGGCGAAAUUCGGAAGAUAUGGAGCGAUCGCAGGGAUACGAAAUAUUAGCGUACCUGCUCAAACUGAAGCGUGAACUGAUUACCAUUGAUUUGCUGGAGCUGCUGUUAACCUUCAUUGGCAAAGAUCGCAAAUACCCAGAGGAUUCGAUCAUUAACAAUCCCUUUGCCUAUCGGUAUAUCAUUCUCAACUUUGAAAUAUGGAAACGAACUACUGUCAAGGUGCAAAAGGCGCAUUUGGAUCAGUUCAUCUUAUUCUUGCAAAUCAGCAAGCGCCGCCGCUUUAAUAUGAAGCGGUUGCAAAAAGUUCAUUUGGUCAAAAAGAUGCUGUUGGCCUUCCGUAUGAAUAUUUAUGCCAAAGAACUGGUUCCCACGGUGAUCCAUGCACUAAAAAUUGUCAUGAUGAACAAUUGGAAUACUGAGAAUAUCCGAGCUGUCGCCACCUUCCUCGCUUCUACCGUUUCGCAAGGUAAAAAAGGUGACAAAGUUCACUCCAUGAUGUUCAUCAAUACAGCUAACAACUGUUUCAGCGUCUUCAUCGACCGUCCAAUCUACACAACCAAAGUCACGACGGGGGUUACGAUCUCCCAGUAUUUCAUCCUAUUAUAA